This is a messenger RNA of Dipodomys ordii (Ord's kangaroo rat), 1703 nucleotides long. It is a transcript of the gene Pxylp1, whose product is annotated as 2-phosphoxylose phosphatase 1. The transcript has 6 exons. The coding region runs from base 131 to 1573 and encodes 480 amino acids. Gene Ontology annotation, molecular function: phosphatase activity. Gene Ontology annotation, biological process: dephosphorylation; chondroitin sulfate proteoglycan biosynthetic process; glycosaminoglycan biosynthetic process. The record is from RefSeq and is a predicted model, not a curated record. Gene Ontology annotation, cellular component: Golgi apparatus. Lineage: Eukaryota; Metazoa; Chordata; Mammalia; Rodentia; Heteromyidae.
GGGAGACGCUUAUCUCCAAAUGAUCACCAAAAACCCACAAGUGGAACUGAGACUCCAGCCCUGGAGCUCUUGCUGGGACGGGCGCGCGCUUUGAGGUGAAACCAUGAGGAGAAAGUAGAACAGAACAAUAAUGCUUUUCCGCAAUCGCUUCUUGCUGCUGCUGGCCCUGGCUGCCCUGCUCGCGUUCCUGAGCCUCAGCCUGCAGUUCUUCCACUUGACCCCUGUGUCCUCGGCUAAGAAUGGAAUCAACGGCAAGAGUCGCAAGAGAAUCAUGGCAGACCCCGUGACAGAGCCCCCCGGGGCGGACCCCGUGUACGAAGCUCUCCUCUACUGCAACAUCCCCAGUGUGGCCGAGCGCAGCAUGGAAGGUCACGCUCCCCAUCACUUUAAGCUGGUCUCUGUGCACGCGUUCAUCCGCCAUGGGGACCGCUAUCCUCUCUACUCCAUUCCCAAAACCAAGCGGCCCGAGAUCGACUGCACCCUGGUGGCUGACAGGAAACCCUAUCACCCCAAACUGGAAGCCUUCGUUAGUCAUAUGUCGAAGGGAUCUGGAGCCUCUUUUGAAAGCCCCUUAAAUUCACUGCCUCUCUACCCUAACCAUCCUCUGUGUGAGAUGGGGGAGCUCACGCAGACAGGAGUCGUGCAGCACUUGCAAAAUGGCCAGCUGCUGCGGGACGUCUACCUGAAGAAACACCACCUCCUGCCCAACAACUGGUCUACCGCUCACCUUUACUUAGAGACCACCGGCAAGAGCCGCACCCUGCAGAGCGCACUGGCCCUGCUCUACGGCUUCCUCCCGGACUUUGACUGGAAGAAGAUUUACUUCAGGCACCAGCCCAGCACCCUGUUCUGCUCCGGAAGCUGCUACUGCCCGGUGAGAAACCAGUACCUGGAGAAGGAGCAGCGCCGUCAGUACCUCCUACGGCUGAAGAACGGCCUGCUGGAGCGGACCUACGGCGAGAUGGCCAGGAUCGUGGACGUCCCCACCAAGCAGCUGCGCGCCGCCAACCCCAUAGACUCCAUGCUCUGCCACUUCUGCCACAACGUCAGCUUCCCCUGCACCCGGAGCGGCUGCAUCGACAUGGAGCACUUCAAGGUGAUCAAGACUCACCAGAUCGAAGACGAGAGGGAGAGGCGGGAGAAGAAGCUGUACCUGGGUUACUCGCUCCUCGGCGCCCACCCCAUCCUCAACCAAACCGUCGACCGGAUGCAGCGAGCCACCGAGGGCGGGAAAGAGGAGCUCUUCACCCUCUACUCCGCCCACGACGUCACCCUGUCCCCACUCCUCAGUGCCCUGGGCCUGUCGGAAGCCAGGUUCCCGAGGUUUGCAGCCAGGCUGAUCUUCGAGCUCUGGCAGGACAGAGAGAAGCCCAGCGAGCACGCGGUCCGCGUCCUCUACAACGGCGUCGACGUCACAUUCCACACCUCCUUCUGUAGGGACCACCACAGGCGCUCCCCCAAGCCCCUGUGUCCUCUAGAGAAUUUGGUCCGCUUUGUCAAAAGGGACAUGUUUGUGGCCCUGGAUAGCAGCAGUACUAAUUAUUUCGAGGCGUGCCACAGGGAAGGAGCGUGAAAGGUACUCAGCAACAGCACUGGGGGCCAGUGCUCACAUGCCAGGCAGGAAAGGGGUCUGCUUGUAGUUUGGUUUUGAAAGGUUUCAAAGUCUUGAUUUUUUUUUUCUUUUCUGUACACUUGUGCCAGUU